GCCCACACGGAGCCCGAGUUUAGUAGUAAUGCCUGUUUAGCUUCCUCUUAACUGUGAGAGAAUCGGAAGUUUGGAGAAGUUUACUAACAUAUACUUUUGCUUUUAUAAGAGUUCUGUAUAGUUUCAGGUUUAGUUGCAGUGUGAACCGUCGCUCUCGGGUUUGAACAAGCUGAGCUGCUUCGUUAAAUUCCUCAUCUUUCCUUUUUAAAGCAGCUGACCCAGACCAGGUAGACAUUACAUUGAGACGAGAUGAACCCGGACUCUGCUGACCCUUAUAUAUUUUCAACCCACUCGCUACCCUCUGACCACCGUUUCCUGCCACCUCUGACCAACGGGACGCUGGGAUGGAGAGUGUUUGGCAAAAUUCUGCAUAAGGGUGGAGUCUAUAAUGGAGAGGUUGGAGCCUGUCACCGAGCUGAUAUACCAUGUCCACUUGCGGUCCGGAUGAAGCUCGAGGAGGGGAAGCAUACGUACAGUUUGGACGCCCACACUGGUAUAUUCACCCAUUCAAUACUUACCUCUUAUGUGGAAGCGACUCAGGUGUUCUAUGCUCAUCGACAGUAUCCCAACAUGCUGGUCAUGGAAGUGAUGCUAAAGCGCCAGAGGAGCUCAGAGGAAGCAAUCACAGUCAAGCUUGAUAGUUCUUUCACUCCUCACAGUCAUGACAUUGCCUUUGAGAAGGCUCCGGACUAUAGAGGAGGGAGGCACAUGUUUGGGCACACUAUGUCAGCAGAAGCCCCUGGAGUACUUCGUCCUUCUGUGCACCUUAUCUGGACCCCACUGAUCUCCUCUGUAACGUUACUGCCUGACCAGCGCCAGUCUAGCUGGAGCUUCCUGGUUGCAGUUGCAGAGAGCAGUGAGAUCGCCCAGCUUUGCUUCAACACCGGUUUGGAGCUCAUUGAACAUGGCGACCUGCAGACUUCCCAUGUAAGGGCGUGGGCGGAGAUAUGGCACGGCAGCAGUGUGGAGCUGGCCGGACCACAGCCUUUGAGCCAAGCCGUGAUUGGCUGCAUGUUCUACCUUCUGAGCGCGCUCCCUUCUCUGACGGAAACACCCACACCGUUUGGGGGCAUCAGUCCUGGAGGUUUGUCUAACGGGGGACACGGACAAGGACAGGACUACUGGGGACAUGUUUUCUGGGAUCAGGACACAUGGAUGUAUCCUAACUUUGCACUCUUUCACCCUAACCUGGCCAGAGCUGUCUUGGAGUACAGAGUGCGAACACUAGAAGGUGCCCGGAUCAAUGCCCGGGAGCAGGGCUAUAAGGGCUUGAAGUUCCCAUGGGAGAGUGCUGUAUCCGGUCAAGAGGUGUGUCCGAUGGACAGUUUUGGAAAACAGGAGAUCCAUAUUAACGGAGACGUAGCUCUCGCCUUCCGUCAGUACUUCUACCUAACGCAGGACAUUGGAUUAUUUAAAGAGGGCGGUGCCUGUGAAGUGGUGUGGGGUAUAGCUGAUUACUGGGGGUCCCGAGUGAUCUGGGACCCCGAUGACCAGCACUACCACCUCAAAGGAGUGAUGCCUCCUGAUGAGUACAACAAACAUGUUGACAACUCGGUGUACACUAACACUGUGGCCAAGUACAGUCUGCAGUUUGCUGUGGACUUGGCUAGAUUGCUCCAGCAUCCCGCACCCUCGGAGUGGCAGGAAAUAGCUGAUAAGCUAAAAAUUCCCUACGACCCUGGACUGAUGUACCACCCAGAGUUUGAUGGUUACAAAAAGGGAAGUGAAGUGAAGCAGGCAGAUGCCAUCCUGGUAGGAUUCCCGCUGGGAUUGCCCAUGAGCCCAGAGGUCAGACGGAAUGAUCUGGAAUGUUACGAGGCCGUCACUGACCCGCUCGGUCCUGCUAUGACUUGGAGUAUGUUUGCAGUCGGUUGGUUGGAGCUUGGUGAAGCUGAAAAAGCACAACAGCUUCUGCAAAAGUGCUUCAAAAAUAUACAAGGGCCCUUCCAGGUGUGGAGUGAGUCAUGUGAUGGUUCUGGAGCGGUCAACUUCCUCACAGGCAUGGGGGGGUUUCUGCAGGCUGUGUUGUUCGGGUACACCGGUUUCAGGGUCCAAAAGGACUGUCUGGCUUUUUCGCCACUGAUACCAAACGAAGUGUCUAUGCUCAGUCUGAAAGGCAUCGGUUACCUUGGUAAUAAGCUGGACUGGGUGGUGGAUAGACAGGAAGUCAGCGUCGUGUUGCGGAAGCAGGCGAAGGAUUCUGGCCAUGAGCAGCCUUGUCCUCUUGAGAUCGUGCUACAGAGCUCUGGAGACAGAAUCCCUCUUAAUCCAGGGCAAUUGGUGACAUUUCCAUGGCAACCUGGCAAGAUCCAAAAACAAAGCACUACCUCAUACUGCUGGCCUCUUUGAUCCAGAAAUCAUGAGCCAAUAUGAUGAGUCGUACAUCAGUGCCAUGAAAAACUGUUUUGAUAAGAGAUAUUAUUUUUAUGAUUAUAAUUGAGCUGCUAGACAUUCAGUUAUGGUUUUUGCAAUUGUUUGAAAUCGUCGGAUAUUCCUGUAUGUUUUUUUUUUUUUUGAUUGUGUACAAUUUUGUACCUUUUUAAGGCCAAGUAAAUAAAAUGAAAUUAUGGCAUUUUCCUUAUA
Ictalurus punctatus (channel catfish) is the source of this 2583-nucleotide messenger RNA. RefSeq names its product protein-glucosylgalactosylhydroxylysine glucosidase (gene pgghg). Lineage: Eukaryota; Metazoa; Chordata; Actinopteri; Siluriformes; Ictaluridae. The transcript is spliced from 14 exons. Gene Ontology annotation, molecular function: catalytic activity. The record is from RefSeq and is a predicted model, not a curated record. The coding region runs from base 250 to 2349 and encodes 699 amino acids. Gene Ontology annotation, biological process: carbohydrate metabolic process.